GCCUCCCCUUACGAUAUUGGCAGAGUCCUUACGCAAAAUGGCGGACGUGAGGUAACACACGAUCGGUAUGCGGCCGUCGGUUUUUGUGUUACAGCAGAGAGCAGGGGUAGCAGUACUGAGGGCUGUGGUGUUACAACAAGGGGGCAGAAACAGCUGUGUGAAUGUAUGGCAGACAGGUGAAGCACCUGCCAGGUGCCUCAGCACCUGGAACAACCCAUGGAACAGGAGAAGACAGUCACCAUGCAUUAGAUGGUACUCCUCUAAGGCACCCUCCAGCAUCACACCACAGCACACGUACAAAGUUGUUUCCAGAGACAGGGCCGGGAAUGACUUGCGGAGAAUCCUGCCCACCUCGGCGAGCGUACCGGCCAGCAGUACAGAACCGCUACAGGGGGACAGUAGACAGGAGACGGACAACAACAAACCUACAACCAUAGCUGAGGAUGGGGUCCCAGCCACAGGAGUAGAUGAUGUAGAUGCAGACCCUGAAGUCUUACCUCCUAACCAGCUAUGGAGGGAACAGAGACUGGACCUGGCAAAACUACCCGGAUACUACAUGAAGUUAUCCAAAAUCAGGCUCACAGGCCUUGUAGUGAUCAGUGCGAUGGGUGGGUACUACAUGGCACCAGGUAGUCACGACUUCUUCACUUUUCUACUGGCCAUGACUGGAACCGGGCUCACAUCGUGUGCAGCCAACACCAUCAACCAGGUGUUUGAAGUUCCGUUUGACUCCCAGAUGGACAGGACUAGGAACAGGGUUCUGGUGAGAGGCUUGCUGAGUCCCCUCCAUGCAGUAGGUUUUGCCACAGUGGCAGGUUCCACUGGUGCCUUACUGUUAUACAACUGGAUCAACCCACUAACAGCAGCCCUGGGGGUGGGCAACCUGGCCCUGUACACCCUCCUGUACACCCCCAUGAAGAGAAUGAGCAUCGCCAACACGUGGGUGGGGUCAGUAGUGGGUGCCAUCCCCCCACUGAUGGGGUGGGCGGCCUGUACUGGACAACUGGAGGCUGGAGCGUGGGUCCUUGCCGGCAUCCUGUACUCCUGGCAGUUUCCGCACUUCAACGCGCUCAGCUGGCGACUGCGACCGGAUUACUCCCGCGCCGGCUACUGCAUGAUGUCCGUCACGAACCCUGACCUCUGCCGGAGGGUCGCCCUUCGCCACUGCCUCCUCAUCACGACAAUCUGUUCUCUCGCGCCCUUCACGAAUCUUACAACCUGGGCUUUCGCGUUCAACUCCCUCCCGCUAAACAUCUACUUUUCGUACCUCGGAUGGAAGUUCUACGAAGACGCCAACAACCAAUCAGCACGGAGACUGUUUAUGGCCAGCCUAUGGCAUCUCCCGACGCUCCUACUGUGCAUGUUCAUAUGUAAGAAGUCGCUACACGACAAAGACAAAAAGGACAAUGUAAAAGCGUUCACAGAUUUCGUGGUGGGAUUCCAUCCCUUCCCCGUACUGCCUUUUCACAGAUUAUAAUGUUAUGAUAUGUA
Molecule: messenger RNA, 1491 nt
Organism: Branchiostoma floridae (Florida lancelet)
Lineage: Eukaryota; Metazoa; Chordata; Leptocardii; Amphioxiformes; Branchiostomatidae
Product: protoheme IX farnesyltransferase, mitochondrial-like
Exons: 8
Coding region: 68-1477 (469 amino acids)
Biological process (GO): heme biosynthetic process
Cellular component (GO): membrane; mitochondrion
Molecular function (GO): protoheme IX farnesyltransferase activity
Source: RefSeq, a predicted model, not a curated record